GUACGUCACUGCACGGUCGAGUUUAUCGUUUUUACUUGCACCUUUGUCACGUUAGCCGUUCCAUUAAGAGUAGACCAUGAGUCUGCCAGCUGCCCCACCCAGCUAUGCUGAAGCUAUAGCAGGAGAUAAAGAACAAGGAUCUAGUAACUUCAGUUAUGCCACCCAGCCACCUCCAAUGCCACCACCAACCAUGCCCAUGCACCCCAGCUGGGCUUUUGUGCAUCCUGGCCCUAGUCCAGGAUAUUCCAACGCUUAUGCUACCGACAUGUCUUCACCCUUCUCUGAUCCGAGUUCCAAUAGCAGCUUUGAUGGCCUCAAUGGAACCAACUGGGAGGACAAGAAUGUCCGCCGCAUGUUCAUAAGGAAGGUCUUCUGUAUCCUCAUGGUUCAGCUCAUGGUCACAUUUGGUGUAGUGUCACUCUUUACAUUUUGUGAGCCAGUCCGGAAGUUUGUACAAUACAAUCGGAUUUUCUAUCUUACCUCAUACAUGACUUUCAUGGGAACAUACCUGAUGCUUGUAUGCAGCACAAAUGCACGACGAAGAUACCCUACCAACAUGAUCCUCCUUGGCAUUUUUGAAACAAGAGCCACUUUUCCACCAUUGGGCCGAACGAUUCUGAGCACGCUAAUCGUGCUCAACCAUGCUGGUGGAAUGACUAAGUACCUGGGGAAUCAUGAUAUGCCAAGCUACCAUAAUACCAAAGUGGUAAUGUUGUGUCUGGGCAUCACAGCACUGGUGUGCUUGGCCAUCACACUGUUCUGUUUCCAGUCCAGGAUUGACUUCACUACCUGUCAUGGAUUACUUUUCUCGCUCAUGAUGGUGCUGAUGAUCACCGGGCUUCUGCUUUUCUUCACCGCACCGUUUGGAUAUAUACCCUGGUUGCAUACUGCUUAUGCUGGAUUUGGUGCUCUGGUUUUCACUCUGUUUUUGGCAUUUGAUAUGCAGCUGUUGAUUGGUAACCGGCGGUACUCUCUGAAUCCUGAGGAGCAUGUGUUCGGAGCGAUCUGCCUCUACAUGGAUGUUGUCUACAUAUUCCUCUUUUUUCUUCAGCUCUUUGGGAGCCGUGAGUGAGGUGUUUGUGUAGAGCCCUUUAAAACCGGGCUUGAGUUCAGGCUUUGUCCUCUAUCACACAUAAUAAUAUAU
Messenger RNA from Xyrauchen texanus (razorback sucker), 1144 nucleotides. Its product is annotated as protein lifeguard 2-like. Gene Ontology annotation, biological process: negative regulation of apoptotic signaling pathway. The transcript has 13 exons. The coding region runs from base 77 to 1072 and encodes 331 amino acids. Gene Ontology annotation, cellular component: Golgi apparatus; membrane; endoplasmic reticulum. The record is from RefSeq and is a predicted model, not a curated record. Lineage: Eukaryota; Metazoa; Chordata; Actinopteri; Cypriniformes; Catostomidae.